Messenger RNA from Limulus polyphemus (Atlantic horseshoe crab), 2548 nucleotides. Its product is annotated as diuretic hormone receptor-like. Gene Ontology annotation, molecular function: G protein-coupled peptide receptor activity; diuretic hormone receptor activity; peptide hormone binding. The transcript has 13 exons. Gene Ontology annotation, cellular component: plasma membrane. The record is from RefSeq and is a predicted model, not a curated record. Bases 286 to 1683 code for a protein of 465 amino acids. Lineage: Eukaryota; Metazoa; Arthropoda; Merostomata; Xiphosura; Limulidae. Gene Ontology annotation, biological process: adenylate cyclase-modulating G protein-coupled receptor signaling pathway; cell surface receptor signaling pathway.
AGUGCAUGCUGAGGACGUAAAGACGUCAGACGUUAAAACGAAGCGUUCGCAGAUCUGUCAAACCCAUGACGUCCCAGGAACAAUAGUUCAUCGCCAAUUGAAGAAUCUGAUCAAGAAAAACAACUAGAAAGACUCGCAUAAUAGGAAAGAGUACCUCGUCAUGAGUAACAGCUCUCUCUGGAAGAAGCAGUCACGAGAACAUAUCACAACAUUUCUUCAAAAGACGGAGAGAAAUAAUGAGAGCCAUCUUUUGAAUUUGAUAUAAAUAUUACCAAUGUUAGCAUUAUGAACGACACAUACUGGACAAUUGACGAACCAUUUCUGAACAUUUCAUUGGAGGAGAUACAAUGCUAUAUCAGUUUUUACUCCACAGCCAGUUUCUACAGCUCUGAAAAUAAUAGUACCUCGUAUUGUAACACCACAUGGGAUGGAGUUUCAUGCUGGCCUACAUCGCCAGGUGGCGCAAUGGUUGAAAUUUCUUGUUUUGGAGAGCUUCACGGAGUUCGUUAUGACACAAGUCAAAAUGCCAGCAGAUUUUGCUACGAGAACGGCACGUGGGCUAGAAAAUCAGAUUAUUCAAGAUGUACACACCUACAAAGCGAUCCAGAUCUCUUAAAGGUUUUGUGGGAUGUGAAAGAAGCCACUACUAUUUACUUUGUUGGAUAUGGGAUUUCUUUGGUCGCUCUCUUCGUCGCUUUGUGGAUCUUUCUGUAUUUUAAAGAUCUCAGGUGCUUAAGGAAUACCAUUCAUACUCACCUAAUCGUCACAUACAUCCUAAUUGACCUAGUAUGGAUCAUUACUGCAUCAUUGCAGAUGGGCCCCUCACCGUCACUGAUAAAAACAAAGACGGCCUGUAUCCUCACUAUUUUCCUGACGUACUUGAUGGGGACGAAUUUCUUUUGGAUGUUUGUGGAAGGUUUAUACCUUUACAUCCUGGUGGUUAAAACGUUUUCAAUCGACUUCAUUAAAUUUCAUCUGUACGCUGCGAUUGGAUGGGGUCUACCUGCACUUGUAAUUCUUAUUUGGGCGCCUGUAAAGGCUUACUUCUCCCCGUUGACUGGUGAUGUAUUCCUUCAACUCGGAUGCCCAUGGCAGAGCAAAGACAAUUACGACUAUAUCUUUAUAGUCCCUGUCAUCGCUAUUCUCAUGAUAAACAUCUUUUUCUUGGCUCGGAUCAUGUGGGUAUUAAUUACCAAGCUGCGAGCAGCCACAACUGUUGAACAGAAACAAUACAGAAAGGCAGCAAAGGCUUUGCUAGUACUAAUUCCGCUGCUAGGAGUCACUUAUGUCCUGGUCAUCGUAACACCCAAUCACAGAACUGCAAGAAUUGUGUUUACUUACCUGCAGGCAACUUUACUCUCGACUCAGGGCCUUACAGUAGCCAUUCUGUACUGUUUCUUCAAUGGAGAGGUGCGAAACUCACUUCGUCAUCACAUGGAACGCUGGAAAAUGGUUCGGACACUAGGGGGCGCUCCUCGUCAUUCCAUCAGUUCCCGACCGUCCCAACAUGGUGAAGUCCUAAAUUCUUAUACUAGCCGAAGAUCUCGUGGUAGAGGGAGCUGCAUUAGUUUCACUACUACCACGUCUUUCAUUAGUGGCAGUAACCACAAUACACACAGUGGGCACAACAAGCACAAUGAGACGUCAUUCGCCAUGCUUACAACAAAACCGGAUGCGAUUUGAAACCGAUAUUUUUGGACGUGAAGAAGGACAGUAACAACGGAUGUGUUGCUCGUUAAACAAACAACAACAACAAAGAAAAACAUUUCAGCACCAACAGAUAUGAGCUUUGAUUUGAAGAAAUGGACUGGGACUUUUCUUGACUUUAACCAUACGUAGAUUAAUUGUUCAACCUGUCAGUAUAGAGUUUCGGAAAAAUUAAACACAUUAUUAGUCUCGUGCUCUAUUAUAACGUUUUUUUUUUUUGUAUAUGUGUCAAGCAUUCUUUAGUAUUCUACGCUGUUUUAAAGAUUUGGUAUAAAUUUACUGAAUGUUGUGGAUAAUUGCGAACAAAUUUACUUUCUCGUUACUUAUAUCCAAAUGAGAUAAUGUAAUUAUCUAUGUGCGUGUGUUGUGGUACAUUUUUAUCUUAACACACGCAGUGCUUCGGAAAUCAAAUUAGAAGGAGUAGUUAUCACAACUUCACGUAAUGAUGUAAAUUAAGGUAUUGUCAUAAUUGGUGUAUUUAUUUUUAUCUACAUACGUAGUUAAUCCUACACUACAUUCGAAGAAAAUUUAGUGAAUAUUCUGGUUGUAGAAGAAAAAAAACUUAUAAUAAAAUUGGAAACAGUAACAAAUUCGUGGUCAUAUUACUAUUAUUCUGCUUGAUGAAGUCGAAAACCCUCCGCAUCAGAGGAAAGAAACGGUUUAAUUCGUCUUUCACGCACGUUAGCGUUGGUCUGCCCUUUCUCCCGUCACCCCCUCCCCAGCUCUUGUAGGGAUUUAUCUAAACGAUCUUAACCGCUUUGUUAGCGUUAAUGCUAGCUUUAUAAGAGGAGUUAGUUUGUUAAUUUUUUGCAUCAUGCGCUCAGAAUACUUUGUAUUACAU